This is a messenger RNA of Chondrus crispus (carragheen), 252 nucleotides long. RefSeq lists its product as hypothetical. The record is from RefSeq and is a predicted model, not a curated record. Bases 1 to 252 code for a protein of 83 amino acids. NCBI's taxonomy places the organism in Eukaryota, Rhodophyta, Florideophyceae, Gigartinales, Gigartinaceae. The transcript has a single exon.
AUGGACGCCCCUAUCACUUCAUCUAUCCAGAGUCCAUCAACGGAUCGAAGCACCACAAGAUCUGCCACAUAUGCCGCUAAAGCAAUCGCAGAAGACAGACAAGUAGAAGCUUCUAAAAAGCGGUCCUCUCUAAACGGCCCCCCUCAGGCCGUCAAGAAGACGAAACACAUCGCCCUUUCGACUGAGAACUAUUCUAUCCUUGUGGCGAGCUACAAUAUUCGCUUCGGCGAGUAUUCGCCCGGGUGCACGUGA